Messenger RNA from Anopheles stephensi (Asian malaria mosquito), 1799 nucleotides. Its product is annotated as venom carboxylesterase-6-like. Lineage: Eukaryota; Metazoa; Arthropoda; Insecta; Diptera; Culicidae. Bases 35 to 1717 code for a protein of 560 amino acids. The record is from RefSeq and is a predicted model, not a curated record. The transcript is spliced from 2 exons.
AUUCGUUUUAAUGUAAAAAGAGCCUUCUAUCACUAUGGAAGUCCCUCUGCCUUUUGCGAAUCCUUUGCCCGCGAUUGCAGUACUUUUUAUUACCGCAGCUAUCGCCCAGAACAGUCCGAUUGUGGUGAACAUCCAGAAUGGGCCAAUCGUUGGUGAAAAGCGUGAAGAAUAUUACGCGUUCGAGGGCAUUCCGUAUGCGAAACCACCGGUGGGUAUGUUACGUUUUGCACCGUCGGAGCUGAACGAUGAUCGAUGGACCGAACCGCGCCAUGCGACACAACCGGGAUCCAAAUGUCUCCAGUGGACUCAUUUCAAUAAGACCCAAGAAAAGUUGGUAGGCGCAGAGGAUUGUCUCUAUCUGAACGUGUACACAAGAUCAAUCGAUCCUUCAGCCCGGUUACCUACGAUCGCAUUCAUCCAUGGUGGAGGAUUCACGUUUGGUACGAGUAGUAAGUAUAGACCGGACCACAUCCUCCACCAGAGAGUAGUUUUGGUUACCUUUAACUAUCGGCUCGGUCCGCUCGGCUUUCUCAGCACCGAGGACGACGUGAUUCCGGGCAACUAUGGACUGAAAGAUCAGGUGACCGCUUUACGGUGGAUUCGUGAAAACAUUCAUACAUUCGGAGGUGAUCCUAAGACUGUAAGCUUGGUGGGAUAUUCGGCUGGUUCUGCUAGCGUACAUCUUCAUUAUCUAUCUCCCCUGUCGAGAGGACUGUUCAGUUCAGGCAUUGGACAUAGCGGAACCGCUCUAAAUCCUUGGACUAUGGCAGAACAAUCAACCGAAAAAGCUAAACAAAUUGGAGCACUUUUGAGUUGCCCAGCAAGAAAAACACAAGCUCUGCUAGACUGCCUAAGAAAGGUUCCUGCGCAAGACAUCGUGCGACAAGUGCCAAACUUUCUCGACUUCCUGUACAACCCGUUCUCGCCGUUCGGGGUAGUUGUGGAGAAAGAGGGCCCUCUCAAUCCUUCCCCAUUCCUUACCGAUACACCGCGUUCCCUAAUGAAGAGUGGAAAAAUCGCCAAAGCGCCACUGAUCAUGUCGGUUACACAGGCCGAAGGUCUUUAUCCAGGAGCUGAAUUCAUAAGCGAUCCUUCCUAUCUACAACAGAUCGAUUCCCGUUGGAAUGAGCUCCUGCCAAGCAUUCUUGACUAUAAAGCAGCCGUUCCGGAUCCUAUGGAGCGUGACCUUCUUUCGCAAACGAUUCGGAAUCGCUACUUCACACCAGAUGAACGAUUAACGCUGGCGAAUUUCCAUAAAUUAAUAAGGAUUAUUUCUAACCGACUCUAUUUUGCCGGGUUUACCGAGUCGAUCGAGCUCAUGCAGCCACACAUCAAGCUGUACUCAUACGUGGAUUAUUUCAAAAUUAAGUACGGCCUUGGUGAGAAGCUUUCGAGGCGCUCCGAAACCAGGAGCUUCGGUGUAUCCCAUGGUGAAGAUGUCGAUCUAAUAUUCCACAGCAUUGCUCGUGAAAAUUUGCCUUAUAGCAAGGCCGAGAGAGAAGUAACCGAACAUUUCGUAGCCAUGUACAGUCAGUUUGCGAAAGGAAGAAUGCCUCGCUUUGGCUCCAAUGUGAUACCUCUGCAAGAUACUCCGGACAGGAUCACGUACUUGAGGAUCGGUUAUCCUCGUUGCAGGGUGGUACGUGUUGAGAGUUUAAGUGAUGAAUCUUUUUGGAACAGUCUUGACUUUCAUGAUGCUCCAUACGAAUCAGUUUGAGGGAUCGCGAUCUUUGUUAGAAUAGCACGUCAGUGUCGAGUCAGUAUAUAGAAAAAGUAAAAUAAAAACCUAAAAGUCACAC